Messenger RNA from Exaiptasia diaphana, 1199 nucleotides. Its product is annotated as cyclin-H. Lineage: Eukaryota; Metazoa; Cnidaria; Anthozoa; Actiniaria; Aiptasiidae. The record is from RefSeq and is a predicted model, not a curated record. Bases 68 to 994 code for a protein of 308 amino acids. The transcript has a single exon. Gene Ontology annotation, biological process: regulation of transcription by RNA polymerase II; regulation of cyclin-dependent protein serine/threonine kinase activity. Gene Ontology annotation, cellular component: nucleus; transcription factor TFIIK complex. Gene Ontology annotation, molecular function: cyclin-dependent protein serine/threonine kinase regulator activity.
GGUAUAAGAUUUGUUCAAGCGCGCGCUAAACUGCAGCAAAGAGUUACAUAUAUUUCGGCUUUGUAAAAUGUUUCAUACAAGCUCACAGAGAAAGCACUGGAUGUUCUCUAGUCAAGAUGAAGUACAAAACCUACGAGUAAAAGUGAAUUCUGAAUAUAUCGAGAAAUAUCGUCAGACUAGCAAUGAAGAAGUGGGAUGUCUGACUGUUGAAGAAGAGAAAAAACUAGUUGACUAUUAUCAGCUUGUUCUUGCUGAUUUACAAGCGAAGUUUAAACCUCUAAUGGACCCUCCAAUGCCUAAUGUAGCUGUGGCAACUGCCAUAGCGUACAUGAAACGGUUUUAUCUGAAGACAUCGGUUAUGGAUCAUCCACCAAGAGAAAUGUAUUUGGUGUUCUUGUACAUGGCUUGUAAGGUUGAAGAGUACAACAUUUCAGCUGAAAGAUUUGUGWGCAUUUUACCAGCAGAUCGAAGAGAAAAAGCUCUUGAUUUUAUUCUCUCCCAUGAAUUGUUGCUYAUGCAACAGCUGGACUUUCAUAUGACAAUACACAAUGCAUACCGUCCACUUGAAGGAUUUAUAAUCGACAUCAAAACAAGAUUGAAUAUAAACCCAGACCAAUGGAGGUCUAAAGCAGAACACUUUCUUCUGUUAUCACUACGUACUGAUGCCUCCUUUUUUAAUCCUCCAUCUCAGCUUGCACUUGCAGCAUUGCAUUAUGGAUGUGAGAGUGAUGACAUCAUAAAGUACAUGAUGUCAUUGGGAAACAGCGACAAGAACAGAAAAUUGAUUGAACAAAUUAGRAGUAUAGUUAAGGUUGUUACCUUCCAGAAGCCUCUUGUUGCAAAGGAUGAAAUUAAAGCCUUGGAACAAAAGCUCAAAGGUUGCCGCAACCCUGAUAAUAAUCCAGAGGGAAAAGUUACAAAGAGAAAGAAGAAGAUUGACAAUUCUGAAAGUGCGGAAAAAGAACUUGUUGUGCCAAUGGAGAUUAAUAAUUGAUGACAAGACUGGAAGUUUGAAUUUCUGAUGUUUUGAAGCAAAAAGAUGCACACUGGUUGAACUGCUGAUUCUUAAGUUAAAACUUUAUUGCAGUUUGAGAACAUGAAAAUAUGCAUAAAUCUAAGUUACAGAACAAGUGUUCCAAGUGUAAAAAUGUAAAGCAUUUGAUGCAUUCAUAAAAAUCUAAAAAUACUGGGUACCACCA